Gasterosteus aculeatus aculeatus (three-spined stickleback) is the source of this 2030-nucleotide messenger RNA. The record is from RefSeq and is a predicted model, not a curated record. NCBI's taxonomy places the organism in Eukaryota, Metazoa, Chordata, Actinopteri, Perciformes, Gasterosteidae.
CAUUGAUCACAUCACUCGGCUCUAAUACGCAUGCGCACUUGACCUCCGAAGACGUGAUUUCCUUUGAAGCGGAAAGAAAGCGCUGCUCGGUCCACAAGGACUCCCGAGACAUGUCUCACACCUCCAUGGGGAUCCUGACAGUGAUUGCCGAAGACUGUGCCGCCUUUCUUCACUCACUGCACCUCGAAUCCACAACUACUGACGUCAUUUUGGAAGGAACACUGGCGAUAAAUUUCCCAUCAGAAUCUGCCACAGUCCCUUGUGCCUGCUACCCUCAGACACCGAGGAGCAUCUUAGCACCCAGGCAGGGGGCCACAAAACCACCAGCUCAGAGCAGAAGUGCACUGAAGAGCCUCAGAGCGGAUCAGCACUCAUCCACAUCUGUUCACGAUGAGCAGAAAGCCAGCAGAUGAAGCAGAGGGAGUCAUUGAGGACAAUGAAUACGUGAACGCACCAGUACGUCCUGAGGACAAAGCCCCCCCAGGUGCACGCUGAACACCACCCACUUCAUGUGCUUGUCAUGUAUUUAAGGCCUUUGAGUGUUGGAGCAGCACCAUGACCUCCACCCUUGUUGUGAUGUUUGUGUCAGACUGGAGGCUCCUCUUCUCCUCUCCGUCUCUCCCCCUGCUCGCCGUGUGUUGGAUCCUCCUGCUGCUCAUCAUGGGCCUUCGUAUCUACUUUUCUUCCGUCAUUUCUGAACAAAACGUCAAGCUGAUAAAAGAGAACCAGGAGCUGAUGAAAGAGAACCAGGAGCUGAUGAAAGAGAUCCAGGAGCUGAGUACAGUUACUACAAUAAGUGAUGAAAUAACAGAGAUGAACCAGUUAAGAGAAAACCUGCUGGCGGCCAAACAAGAGCUGAGAAACUUCAGUGAGCAGCUGAACUUAGAGAAGGAAGACUCGAGAAAGAAACUCAACAGUCUGAAGCUGCAGCUGGAAAACAUGACGCAAAACUAUAAUCUCUCAGAAGGUAAGAACACGAAGCUGGAGAACGAGAUCCAGCAGCUGAAGGAGAACUUCACAAAACAAAUCACAGACCUGGAGGACAAGUGGGAGAAGUUCAAUGUCAGCAGAGCUCAGUGGACCAUCGACUCCUACUGCCCAGCAGAUACAAGUAAAGCGAGAACGUGUUCAGCUUGUCAGAAAGGCUGGUACCAGAUCCAGAAGAGCUGCAUUGUGCUUCAUAACAGUGAAGCUCCUCCUGAUCCUAAAACCUGGGAAGAAGCUCGAGAGAACUGCAGAGGAAGGGAUGCAGAUCUGUUUGUUGUUCAUGAUGAGGAGGAAAAGAACGUAAUCGAUGGUUACAUCAGAGAGCUCGCUGUACCUAACGGGUACUGGAUGGGCCUGAGGGUUGAAGGAGGGACGUGGAAGUGGAUCAAUGGAACUAAUCUGACUGACGCAUCCUUGAUAGAACCUCCUGCUGAAGGUCACUGUGCCGUUUCUCUCGGGACCAGAACAUGGACAUCAGUGAAGUGUGCUGAGAAGAGAACAAGGAUCUGCUCACAGAAAGCUUUGUCUGUUUAAACGUCUCAUCUUUCAUUCUCCAGAAGGUUCCUGGAUGCUCCUACAUGUGACAUCAAGUGGCUCAUCAACAUACAAACAUGUAGGAUUCUACUUCACAACUAUGAUUUUAUUCAAGGUUUUCAUUUCUACAGAAAAUAGCUUUUAUUUUCUAAAGUGUUGUGUUCUUCAAAGCAAAUCUCAGCUUCAAGGUGUUUUAUUGGAUCCAAUAGAUACUUUGAGUGUGAAUUCAGACGUCAGGACCAAACUGUUGAUUGUUCAUAACUUCCUGUGUGUUUCCUUGUGAUCUGAUUUACACAUCAGCAGCUUCCUGAUUUCUCCCUGAUUAAUUUCUUCUUGUUUCUACCUUUGACCAGCAGGGGGCGCUGCCUGCUGGUUCUCUGCACUUUGCAUCAAUACUUAGAACCAUGUUGAACUUGCACAGCUGAUGUUUCUCAGUUUAUCUUUGUAGCAGCAGGUUCAUCUUUUGGUCUGUUGUUGUUGUUGUUGUUGUGAAUAAAUGUGCAGCCACA